ACCACUGAUGUGUACGUUCGUUUUGGCAUUUGUCGUUUUGCCGACGCAUUUUUUUCAAGCCACUUUUACGCGCCGCGUACGUUAAAAAUUGUAUGCCACACUGAGGCGCGUGCUUGCCACGGUAACGGUGACAAUUAUCAGUGCAAUUAAAUACUGUUACUUCCAUGGGUAGCGUAGGAGUGUAUGUACAUAAUUUCAUUUGAAUAUGAGUGUCCAUUGCCUAUAACAUUGGCGUUGCACGAAUUAAUAUAACAAAAACAAAAAAUGUGUUUUAACGCGCCUACGAAAAAUCGAAGAUGUGUAAACAUAAAAGCUCAAAUACAAUUGUGCUAAUUUGAACAUAAAAACGUUUCCGCAACUAAAUAAAAGUCCUCAUAUAAUUACAUAAGUUCCUUUUCCUGCAUUCCCGCGUGUGUUAGCCACCGCCGAGCAUGAUGCGUUCCGGCAGUCCACUUGCGCGCCCCGCCAGUCCGGCUGUCUCUGAGAUUUCAGUAGGCUCUCCGAGCCCGCCAUUGCACAGUGCUCCUAAUGAUCUAAGUCAACUCAACAGUCUCACCGCCUUCCGGCCGUUAAGUAUGAAACGCGCGCGAUUGUCUGAAGCGCGCUUGCAAAGCGAAGCGACAACCGCAGCAUGCGGCGUUGAGUUAGGCAACCGCCUACCGUCACAGGCUCCGCAACGGCGCAAAUCCAGCGCGGAGCGUGUUAAAAGCUUUUCAAUUGUUGAUAUUUUGGGUAAACGCAAUACUUCCGUGCGCUCGCCAUCACCACGAUCGAUCUCGCCGCAAUCGCCAACCUCACCAGCACAAACACCACAGCCUCUAAAACCGGCAAGUGACACUACCGGCCUAGUUGAAUCCGCACAAAUUCCGCUUCAGCCACGUCCGCAAGUCGUACCACCGCCUGUCACGCUGUUACCUGCACAAGUCCUAAGCGAACGCCUGGGCUCCACUGUAGCGCCACUAGUCAUGUCACCAUCACAGCUAUUGCUCGACGCGCAUGGUUUUCCGAAGUCAUCGGCGCACGCUUGGCAAGCGAUGCGCGGCGCUGCUGCUGCCAUGCCGUUGCGCCCCUUUCUACCGCCCGCGCUGCUGCAUUACGAACAGCGUCUCGCUUGGGAUUACCAGCGACAAUUGCAGGAACACUUCCAAGCGCAGGCACAACUCUUGCGUCAAAUGAGUUUGGACCCGUCAAUUAUUCCUUCGGAAGAUGGCUCGGAACGUUCACAUUCCAGUUCGACCGGCAGUGAUUGCUGUUCGCCUGGCUUGAAUGCUGUGCCAGCCACCGCUGAUGGUGCAGCGGCGACGGCUGAUAGACAAGGCGGGGAAAAAAUAGGUCAAGCUGAGGUAGAAGGCAAUGACUCACGAAAGGGGGCCGAUGCGAAUGCGGUUGGGAAGGCAAAAAAGGCUGCUGGUGAUACGCCGUUGGAUGCACUCUUUCAGCUGUCAACCAAAAAUUUUGACGAUGGUACAGGUAAGUUUUCGGAAAAAGUUUGUACUUGUACUCACAAUUGUGGUUGGAAUAGUGCUACACUAACACAGGCGAACGAUAUUAGAUACCUGAAUAACUAUGAGACUCAACAGGACCAACGCUAA
Messenger RNA from Rhagoletis pomonella (apple maggot), 1592 nucleotides. RefSeq lists its product as uncharacterized. The record is from RefSeq and is a predicted model, not a curated record. The transcript is spliced from 2 exons. NCBI's taxonomy places the organism in Eukaryota, Metazoa, Arthropoda, Insecta, Diptera, Tephritidae. Bases 432 to 1592 code for a protein of 386 amino acids.